AUGAAACUCCUCUCUCUGCUGUCACCGGCGCUCCUAGCAGCGACCGCGUAUGCCGCCGAAGACGCCUCGUCCUCAUCCUCCACACCACCAGCCGCAGCCUCCCCAGCAGCCGACGAACCCACCCCUGUAGGCGCCCUUUGGACAGCGCAAUGGGACAGCACCACCCUGCAACCAUACACCCAACACUGCCGCAACAAAAACACCUACACCGCCAAGAUCUACAAGCUCAAUGAACUCUACCCAGACUUAGAAGAGCAAGCUCCUCAACUCAAAGUCUUCUACAACAAGCAACUAUACGCCGGCUCCUGGGCAGGCAUCGACGUCCACGGCACCGGUCGCGAACUCAUCAAGAUGAACAUGGCAGAUAUGCCGUACAAAGUGCGAGAUUGGCUGAAACGCGAGUUGCUACAACGGCAUUAUAGUGUGCAAGAUGAUCUUGUGUUCUUUGCCCCUGGAGCGAUUUACCCGAUUCUGCCCUUGUGGGUUGAUGAUGCGGAGGAAGGCGGAGAAGAGUGUGAGGGUGUCUUUGAUGGGCUGGAGAAUUACUCGAAUGAACCCAAGGAUGGGGCGGUCAUUGGCAAGGUCAGUCAUACGAAUAUUGGGGAGAAGGAGGUUAGGUUCACAGUUGAGGCGUUGAAGGUCAAGGCUAAGGAUGGGAGGGACGAGUUGUGA
Molecule: messenger RNA, 672 nt
Organism: Alternaria atra
Lineage: Eukaryota; Fungi; Ascomycota; Dothideomycetes; Pleosporales; Pleosporaceae
Exons: 1
Coding region: 1-672 (223 amino acids)
Source: RefSeq, a predicted model, not a curated record